Messenger RNA from Sycon ciliatum, 3262 nucleotides. RefSeq names its product upstream stimulatory factor 2-like. The record is from RefSeq and is a predicted model, not a curated record. Gene Ontology annotation, biological process: regulation of transcription by RNA polymerase II. Gene Ontology annotation, molecular function: protein dimerization activity; RNA polymerase II cis-regulatory region sequence-specific DNA binding; DNA-binding transcription factor activity, RNA polymerase II-specific. The transcript has a single exon. The coding region runs from base 253 to 1908 and encodes 551 amino acids. Lineage: Eukaryota; Metazoa; Porifera; Calcarea; Leucosolenida; Sycettidae.
AGUGAGUAUGCACAUGUGAGCGUGGAAGUACUGUUUCCUCUGAAAUACGAAAAAAUAUUGGUGUGUUCGGUGGAGACUGGAGGGCUUCGAGCUGGUUAUGUUUCCUGGUACGUCUACUCACCUGAUCAAAAGUUUAUCUUAUGUGUGCAGUGAGGUGUUGGAGCAGCUUGACCUCUUAGAUCUCGCGCCUUGCUGAUUAAUUUGUCACCGUCCAACAUUAUUAUGAUCUGUUGAUUUGCAAAACGUAAAAUAAUGGAAACUGAAGAGCACAGCGUGAGCGAAUCGCAGGUCAACGGAAAGCCUGCUGAGUCCGAAGGCGCAGCUGAUGCCCAGAGCCAGGAAGCCCAGACCAGUGAUAUGCCGAAUGCACCCAGCACGCCGCCCAUCAGCGUAUUCCAAUCAGCAGUGCCAAGCGAAACAGCCAUCACCGCCGUGCCGUUGGUGCACGUUCAAAAUCGACUGCAAGUCUCACCUGUCCUGGUGCCCUCGGCCUCGUCGGCUUUCCAGACUGCAGCAGUACCAGGCAGUGGGCAGCAGGACCAAUGUAGCAGUAGCGUAGUCAACGCCAGUCCCAGCACUGCAGAUGCUGCAGCAACGGAGGCUGCUGCUAUCUCCACCAGCAGUAGCAGCACAAAUGGCAACAACACGCACAAUAAUGGUUGUGAAUCGCCCAUGAUCCAGCAUCAGCAGCAGCAACAACAAGCGCAGCAGCAGCAGCAGCAGCAUGGCACACUGACUCAGAUAUUACCGUCCGUGUCCACUGGCGGCUCUGAUCGCCUGCCGUCACCCGCAGCACUGCAGCAGGCGCAAGCAGCAGUGGCCGGCGGUGGCGGCGUUGCUGGCCUGCCGCCGGGACCGUUCUACUUCAUGCUGCAGAACGCCCCCGGCACCGUGCCAACCAUCGCACCGCGGCCGUCGUCGUCCGAGGCACUCCCCUCGCCGUCAGUGGUGACCACGGCCGUGCGGCCGGACGGCUCGCCCGUAGCCAUGGUUGCCGCGUCGCCGACCGGCUCUGGCACGCAGAUGAUGGACGUGGAGUCGCCGGGCGGUACGCUGACGCCGAUGAAGCGAGGCCGCUCGUGCAGCCCGCGCGAGAGCAAGCGGCGCGCCGUGCACAACGAAGUGGAGCGGCGGCGGCGAGACAAGAUCAACUUCUGGAUGGACCGGCUGAAGGAGAUCGUGCCGAAUCCUCCCAUGGCCGGCGGCACCAACACCAGCAAGGGCCACAUGCUCGGCAAGUCCGUGACCUACAUCACCGAGCUCAAGGACGAGCUCGCUGCGCUGAAGAAGCGCUACGAGUCCGAGCAUAGCCAGCUGCUGCAGUGCGCAUCUCAGCACACCCUGCUGCGUCAGCAGCUCCUGGAAAGCGGCCUCAAACCGACGUUCAACCUGUUCAGGAUCAGCACGCCGAACAGCGCUGGUGGCAAUGGUGCAGCAGUCUCCUCAGCCGCCGCCACCGCACCCGUUGCCGCCAGUUCUGUGAGUGUCACGAGCAGUGUUGUUGAUGGCAAUAAGCUGCCAGAGGUCAUACCGAUGGUUGCCGCCAGCGCUUCGAACAAUGUCAUGCAGGUUCGCAUCACGGAUGUGGCACAAGACACCCCCAUGCAGCAGCAGCAAACUGUACGUGUCCUGUCUCCCCAGCCGGUGGUAGAACAGCCGAUGCGCAGCGACGAGGCAGGCGCGGGCGCAGUGCACCCGCCACCUCUCAUUCAGCCGUCGUUAUCGCAACUGGCAUCACCACCGCCGCUUACGCCCGUAGUCACAAAGUCUGCUGUAGUGGCGGCAGCGACCGCUGGCAAUGCGGUGCCCAUGUCCGCUGCCAACUCAUCUGCAACACCGCUGAUUGCUGCAUCGGUUGCCUUGAGCUCCGUACUAAGUAACCACGUGUCUGCUGCACCCGAGUCAUAACAGUCGCCGCCGGCUAUGUGUGUGUGUGCCGCAAUCCGCUGUGUUGCUGUCCUGCUAGUUCUUCGGUCGACUGUCUUGUGUGCCCGCUGUUGGAUGUUGAGAGUAAUUGCUGAUGUCCCCUGUUGGAUGUUGAGAGUAAUUGCUGGGCCAGGCUCGCGUGGCUUUGUCUUUUGUAAUGUACGUGUAGAUGGUAGCAGGGUGCUAGAUUGUAGAAAGCCACUGCCAGCAAGAUAAGAAACAGAGCACAGUGUUUACCUGGUGGUGGGUGCUGCUUGACAGAGUUCCGCUCGGCGCACACUGGUUCCAGGCGUAUCCUUAGCCUGCUAGCCGAACCUCUCCGCAUUCGUGGGUGCGUUUGUGCGUAUGUGUUUCCUCCUGCUAUUAUGUGACGCAGCACGUCUCCUGCUCCGUGUGGAUAUAGCUGAUGUUCCGCGCCGUUGUCUAGCUUUGUGUGCUGCGUGCUCCUUGAGACAAUCACCUGUGAGCGGUGAUCGACUAUAGACCUCUAGUAUAUGAUAAUAUAUGAUGCGCCCACUGGCUCGUCGAUGGGCAGCGUAUUCCAGGCCUUUCCCUGUUUUGAUUUGAAAUCUAUGAAAGCAGAAGCAGCUACUGGACACGUGUACAAGAGGCUGCAGUAGCUCUGUUCUUUCUUCGACUUUGAAGUGACAAGUGGCCCGCUGUUGUUGUGGCGGUGGUAGGUUUGGUGUCUACAGGCCCCGCCGCAUGUGCUAAAAUGAAGUAUUGCCGAGUUGUUUUGUUUGAACAUUCCCUUUUCGGCCAGUGCCUCUUCGUUCUUUUUUUGUUCUGGUGUGAUGUAUGCGUGUUCUUUGCUCUUUCCUUGUCGAAGCAGCACUUGUUCUGUUUCGUUUCUCUCUUGGAGGCUUCCUUGCCUUCCAUCUUGCUGCCCUGUUUGCCGCAACCUUUCGUUGGCCUCUUUUUGACGCGGUGAGAUGACUGCAGUCAACGUUCGAUGCGUUGUUUUCACGCUGUGGGUGUUGUGUAGUGCGCGCACGCGUGUCUCUCCAGGUAGUCUGUACACUCACUACCGGCUUGUCUGCGUUUGGUUUCUCGCCUCUUUUUUUUAUAAGAUAUUUCCUCGUGUUUGCCGCGCCGCGUUGUGCGCUUGUCAUUGCUUGUCCUUGAUAGUUCCUUGUGCCAGCUGUGUCCCCAGGCUUGAACUCCUACUGUGUUACCAUAGUUAUGUGAUUUGCUUCUGGUGCUAUGCAAUCACUAGGACUUGAAUGAGGGCGCUGUGCUUUCUUUACGGAAUGAUAUUAACUGUCUGACAUGCGUAUUUAGUAGAUUUCUAUCGAUUUUGUUCUAUUUCGAUCGUCGUCGUGGUCCUGCAACAUCA